Orbilia oligospora ATCC 24927 is the source of this 3129-nucleotide messenger RNA. RefSeq lists its product as uncharacterized. Gene Ontology annotation, molecular function: small GTPase binding. The transcript is spliced from 9 exons. Gene Ontology annotation, cellular component: cytosol; nuclear envelope. Lineage: Eukaryota; Fungi; Ascomycota; Orbiliomycetes; Orbiliales; Orbiliaceae. The coding region runs from base 1 to 3129 and encodes 1042 amino acids. Gene Ontology annotation, biological process: protein import into nucleus. The record is from RefSeq and is a predicted model, not a curated record.
AUGGCUACCCACCCCAUCCCAUUGACCCCCGAAAACCUUCUUCAAGUCCUCCAAGCAGCUGCUUCAAAUGACCAAUCAAUCCUCCAACUAGCCAGCAAACAACUCCAAUCCUGGGAAACAACACCGGGCUAUUGGAGUCUACUCCAAGAUGCCUAUCUUGAUCAAUCUCUAGAAAAGAAUGUACGGUGGAUGAGUAUCAUCACGCUGAAAUAUGGUGUUGAUAGGUUUUGGAGGAAGGCUGCCAUAAAUGCGAUAUCUAAAAAUGAGAGAACAAGGAUUAGAUCGAGGUUAUUGGACUCCGUUAAUGAGCCGGAUAAUAAACUGGCUUUGCAAAACGCUGUCAUAGUAGGGAAAGUCGCUAGGAACGAGUAUCCACUCGAUUGGCCAGACAUCUUCUCUCGCCUCUUAGACAUAAUCCGCACCUCAGCGCCCCCACCAGACCGAUCCCAACUACUCCCAAACCAACAACCAUCAGUCCUCCGUCUCCAACGUUCCCUCAGCCUUCUCCUCCAUGUCGUAAAGGAAUUAUGUACAGGCCGAAUCCCUAGGAUACGAAGUAACCUACAAACAGCAUCACCAGAGCUAUUCCGUGUUAUCGCAGGAAUAUAUGUUCAAUAUGUCGAACAUUGGAAGCAUGGCGUGGAGAAUAAGUCGCAUUCAGAUGAAUGGGUUAACGAACGGCUACAUAUUAGUCUGUCUUGUUUGAAGGUGCUGAGACGAUUAUUGGUCAGUGGGUUUGAGUUUGCGAACAGGUCGGACGAGAUCAAGCAGUUUUGGACAAUAACAAAUGAACAAUGGACUUCAUUUAUCAACAUGACAAACGCGGAGGUACCGGAUCUAAACAAAGUCCUAAUAUUCAAGCACAUCGUCGGCUUAGGAAAGCUCUAUCUCGACCUAUCCAAAGGCCAGCCUGCCGCAUUUGCAUUGAUGCCCGAUGUUCUAACCGUUCUUCACAACUACUGGCAAGUAGCGAACAAUUACGGCGACUCCCUAGCAAACGGUAGUAGAGCAGGACUUGGGAAGCAAUCUAAAAAGAACGGCGGUGUUGCCGGAGACAAAGAUGAUGAUAAAUCUUCAUUUCUUGAAAAAACCGCCUUACAAGGGAUGCUAUUAUACAGGAAUUGCAUACAGAUGGUCUUUAAACCCGUCCAGACAUUUAAGUACCGACAUAAAGAGGAAAAAGAGGAAAACAUAACGGCAACGGCGUUCAUGAAGAAUCAAGUCUUGACGCUGGAGCUAGCAACCCAGUUCAUGGAGCUGUUGGUCACGAAGUACUUUAUACUCAGGCAAGACGAUUUGGAAGCUUGGGAAGAGGACCCGGAGACAUGGGCAAUAACUUGGGAUGAUCAGACGGAGUCUUGGGAGUACAUGAUACGUCCUUGCGCUGAGAAGCUAUUUGCCGAUCUUGCCAUGAAUUUUAAGAUGGACCUCGCGCAGCCUAUUGUGAAUGUUUUUAACAACGUUGCAACCCUGGACAACCACGACGUCCUCCUCAAGGACUCUGUCUACAAUGCCGUCGGUCUAGUCCCAGCCAUCCUAGAACCUCACCUGGACUUUAAUAUAUUCCUGCAGAACGUUCUAGCGAAUGAAGUUCAAAUCACUCAACCAGACUACCGCAUCCUCCGCCAUCGGAUCCCAAUAUUAAUCGGCCAAUGGGUUUUCGUUAACAUCGACGUCCAACAUCGGUCGACAAUAUACCAGAUCACACAGCACCUACUAAACAAGUCAGAUCCAUUGAAUGAUCUCUGCGUGAGGAUCACGGCUGCCAAAUCUUUAAAGUGUUCGAUUGACGAGUGGCGAUUUGACAUCAACAGCUUUUUGCCGUUUGUGGACGAUAUAUUUGACCAAUUGAUGCUGUUGAUCGAUGAGGUAGAAGAAACAGCGACGAAGAUGUCGCUGGUGGAUGUUAUCGGAUUGAUUGCGGAGAGAAUGUCACAUAAUAUUGCCCCGUAUGCCCACCGCGUAAUCAGCAUCCUCCCCCCACUCUGGGAAGCCACGGGCGAAGAACAUCUCUUCAAACAAUCCAUCCUGGCAAUCCUCACCAAAAUCGUCAGCGCGAUGAAAGACUCCUCGCUAAAAUACCAAGAAAUGGUAGUAAACCUAAUCCGCUUCUCCGUGUCCCCUGAAAACGGUCUACAGACAUUUUUAUUAGAAGACGCAUUGGAACUCUGGGAUGCAGCAGUCACCUCCACGCCGGCUGAUAGCGCCGCACCAUUAUUAGAGUUGGUACCUUUACUAAUUCCAUGUUUGGAAUCGGAUACCGCCUUAACACGAAGAGUUUUGGAGGUUAUCGAGGGGUAUAUCUUACUCGCCCCGCGUGAGAUGUUGAAUAACUAUGCUUUGACGUUAUUCAAUGUCUUCGGCGGUAUGUUAGGAAAAGGUUUGAAACACGAUGCGGCGGAGGUGAUAACCGAUGCGAUGGAAUUGAUGAUUAGAACGGCAUCAGCGGUUCAAGGUGAAGAAGGAAUGAAGGCGUUAGGUCAAGCGAUGGUCAGUAGCGGUGUUGCUAGAAAACUAUUUGAAGGGGUUUAUACGACUUGGGAGGCACAUCAGACAACGGGACCCAACAAGAAGUAUCCGGAGAUAGAUGUUCAGGUGCUUACGGCUUACUUUGGGGUGUUGAGUAGGGUUAUACUGGGGAGUUUGGAGGUGUUUGAAGGGCUGGUGGGGUAUAUUUCCAGUCUGGGGGUUAAUGAGAAGAGGGUGGAGGCAUGGUUGAUGGAGGAGUGGUUUUCACACUUUGGAAACAUAGGAAACCCAAGAUCGCGGAAACUCAACGCCUUAGCAUUAACGAAACUCCUAGAACUCGACCAAGAAUGGAUACUAGUCCAGAUGCAAGAUCUAAUGACCGUCUGGACUGAUGUAGUUCAAGAACUAGUUGAGGAAAAUAGAGACAACCUCGUCUACGACAUCCACCCCGAAUCCGCAGACCCAACCUCUGCCGAAUCCAAACGACGGAGAGAAUUAACUGCAACGGAUCCGGUACAUACAAUCCACAUUGUAGAAUGGAUCAGACAUUAUCUCCUACAAGCCCAGAAUAAACACGGAGCCGAAGCGUUUAAACACAAGUGUAUCGAUAAUGUGGAUAAGGAUAUUCUGGCAGAUUUCAUGAAAUUGAAGAUUUUUUGA